Danio aesculapii is the source of this 3314-nucleotide messenger RNA. It is a transcript of the gene slc2a9l2, whose product is annotated as solute carrier family 2 member 9, like 2. The record is from RefSeq and is a predicted model, not a curated record. Gene Ontology annotation, molecular function: hexose transmembrane transporter activity. Gene Ontology annotation, cellular component: membrane. NCBI's taxonomy places the organism in Eukaryota, Metazoa, Chordata, Actinopteri, Cypriniformes, Danionidae. The transcript has 13 exons. The coding region runs from base 129 to 1715 and encodes 528 amino acids. Gene Ontology annotation, biological process: monosaccharide transmembrane transport.
AAAGGUGUGUGUUUAUGAGUGUUCGCUGUGUGUCCGCUCCUCAUUCUCGGUCAUGCGUCCGCUGACUGCAGAUCAGCCUGGAGCAGCGCAGUGAUCUGGCCAAUCAGAGCAGCAGCAGCAGAGGGCUGAUGGAGGUGGAGAUGGAGGACAAGCACAAAACUGAGGAAAAUACACACAAACACAAUGACAAAGUCCCACCCAAACCGCGUCUGACUGUGUGUUUGAUCAGCGCUGCGUUCUUUGGAUCUGUCGGAUCGUCCUUCCUGUACGGAUAUAACCUGUCGGUGGUCAACGCUCCGACCAGCUACAUAAAGGCCUUCUACAACCGGACAUGGCUGAGUCGCUAUAAUGAGCCCAUUGGAGAGGGUACGGUGACCCUGCUGUGGUCCGUCACCGUCUCCAUCUUCGCCAUCGGGGGUCUGGUGGGAGCGCUGACCGUCUCCUUCCUCAUCAAAGCCCUGGGCAGGAAAGGAACUCUCCUGGCCAAUAAUGCUCUGGCUUUCAUUGCUGCAAUCCUAUUGGCUCUGGGAGAGAUGGCUGGAUCCUUUGAGAUGCUCAUCAUUGGCCGCUUUAUCAUCGGCAUGGAUUCAGGCGUGUCUCUCAGUGUGUUGCCCAUGUAUCUGGGUGAGAUCUCUCCUCGGCAGGUGCGUGGGUCCAUCGGUCAGUUUCACGCCAUCUUCAUCUGUCUGGGUGUUUUCAUUGGUCAGGUGUUAGGACUGCCGGAGAUAUUCGGACAGGAGAACAGGUGGAACUUCCUGUUUGCGUUCCUGGCGUUUCCUGCGCUGCUGCAGCUCUGCGUUCUGCCCUUUCUGCCCGAGAGCCCCAGAUUCCUGCUGAUGGAGCGACGGGACGAGGCCGGAGCGGAGAAAGCGUUCCAGGCGUUCCUGGGCCGCACAGACGUGAGCGCUGAACUAGAGGAGGUUCACGCUGAGAGUCGAGCGCAGAACACACAGCGGACAGCGUCCGUGCUGGAGCUCUUCCGCACACACACACUCCGCUGGCAGCUGAUCACUGUCAUCGUCGUCAUGAGCUGCUAUCAGCUGUGUGGACUGAACGCUAUCUGGUAUUACACCAACGGGAUCUUCGAGGAGGCCGGCUUCGAGAAAACACUGAUCCCCUACAUCACACUGAGCACCGGCGGCAUCGAGACACUGGCGGCCAUCAUAUCAGGUCUGGUGAUUGAGAAAGUGGGCCGGCGGCCGCUGCUGAUCUUCGGCUUCUCAGCGAUGGCGGUGUUCUUCAGUCUGCUCACAGUCUUCCUGCACUUCCAGGACAGGUUCUCUUGGAUGCCGUAUCUCAGCUUCACCUCCAUCCUGCUGCUGAUCGCCUCCUUCUGCUCCGGUCCAGGUGGUGUCCCGUUUGUGUUGACCGGAGAGUUGUUUGAGCAGAAGUAUCGUCCGGCUGCGUUCAUGAUCGCAGGAAUCGUCAACUGGCUCUCAAACUUCGCUGUGGGUCUCCUGUUCCCCUUCAUACAGGAGGCGCUGCAGACCUUUGCGUUCCUGCUGUUUGUGGUGGUCUGUGCCGCCGGUGCGGUUUACCUGCUCAUCGUCCUGCCGGAAACCAAGAACAAGACCUUCGUGGAGAUCAGCCGGAGCUUCGGGAAGAUCAACGGAGUGCAGGAGCAGACUCUAGAGCGCGAGAUGAAGAACGUGCUGGACUGCCAGACCCCUAACGGGCUGAAGGGUGGAGGCGUGGAGGCCGAGAGCAGCUUCUGAAUGGAGUUACAUUCGUGCCACAGUCCUGCAGGCAGAAGAUCAUGUCCUGAGCGCACAGAAUGACCUGUCGGACGCGAGUUUACUCAGUUUUGAGGAUUUUGCGGUGUCUUUUAUGGUAUGCAGCAUCAGCAGGCUCAGCAUGAAUCCCAGCAUGAAUCCUAGCCAAUCAGACGGUUGCUCUAUUCUGAUUGGCUUACUUGAUCAUAUUGUGACACUGGGUUUAUGUUAAGAGAGUCGGCUGACCACAGUCAAGAGACCACAAGAAUCUCAGACCAGAUUAAACACACUCAGCAGGUCAUCUUAUCUGCUCAACAUGAUCAUUGCACACAGAAUUAUGGCACAAAUGGAGCUCCAUACUUCAGAAGGGUGGAGAGGUGGAGAUCUGCUCCUGAAGGUGCUGUUAAAGCUGAAUCUCCUGCUGCACAUCAGUGUCCACUGCAGACACACACACACACACACACCCUCAAACACACUCAGUGGAGCAACAUGCCCAUAACCACACCUGAUCUGAGAAUCAGAUGAGAAUCAUCUGUAUUCAAUCUGAGAAUCAUCUGUAUUCAAUAUUCUAAUGAAGUUUAGCAUAAAACAAUAAUUCAUCAUUUUAAUCCAAACAACAUCUUUUAGAUAUAACAAAAAUAUAGCAGUGCAACAUCCAAGCAGAAACCCCCUAACCAUGAGAAUAAAGACAUGUACACAUGCUCAAAUAUAUAUAUACACACAGCUGAAGCCAGAAUUAUUCACCCCUCUUUGAAUUUACUUUUCUUUGUUUAAUUAUUCCCCAAAUGAUGUUUCUCAGAUUGAGGAGUUUCUCUCAGUAUUUCCUCUAAUAUUAGUUCUUCUGGAGAAAGUCUUAUUAGUUUUAUUUCAGCUAGAAUAAAAGCAGUUUUAAUAGUUUUAAAGUCAUGUUAAGCUCAAUAUUAUUAGCCCCCUUCAGCAAUAUUAGUUUUGGAUUGUCUCCAGAAUAAACCACUGUUAUACAAUGACUUGCCUAAUUACCCUAACUUUACCCUAAUUACCCUAGUUAAGCCUUUAAAUGUCACUUUAAGCUGAAUACUAGUGUCUUGAAGAAUAUCUAGUCUAAUAUUAUGUGCUGUCAUUAUGAUGAAGAGGAAAGACAUCAGUGAUUAGAGAUGAGUUAUUAACACUAUUAUGAUUAGAGAUGUGCUGGAGAAAUCUGCUCUCCGUUAAACAGAAAUUGGGGAAAAAAAUAAACAAGGGGGGCGAAUAAUUCUGACCUCAACUGUGUAUAAAUAUAUAUAUAUAUAUAUAUAUAUGAAUAGGUUUUCUGUAUGUGUUUAUUGAAUAUGAUUAUCUUGAACUUAUAAAAAAUAGAUUAACCUUAAACAAUAAUAAUAAUUAUAAAUAUAUAUAAUAUAAUAUAUUACUUGACAAAACAUAAACAUGUUGACAGAAACAUUACUAUAAUGGCCUGUGUGUUUAUGUCUGAAAGUGUGUGUGUGUGUGUGUGUGCGUGCGUGCGUGCGUGCGUGCGUGCGUGUGUGUGUGUGUGUGUGAGAUGUUCUAGAGCAGCUACAUCAUAAUAAGCAUUGUUUGAAUAAUAUUGGAGUAUUUCUAAUAAAGGAGUUUUCUUAAUAAUAA